Messenger RNA from Oncorhynchus tshawytscha (Chinook salmon), 2191 nucleotides. Its product is annotated as homeobox protein Hox-B1b-like. The coding region runs from base 826 to 1749 and encodes 307 amino acids. Gene Ontology annotation, cellular component: nucleus. Lineage: Eukaryota; Metazoa; Chordata; Actinopteri; Salmoniformes; Salmonidae. Gene Ontology annotation, biological process: regulation of transcription by RNA polymerase II. Gene Ontology annotation, molecular function: DNA-binding transcription factor activity, RNA polymerase II-specific; RNA polymerase II cis-regulatory region sequence-specific DNA binding. The record is from RefSeq and is a predicted model, not a curated record. The transcript is spliced from 2 exons.
UAAAUAGGCCACAUUAGGUAUAGUCUGGUAAAGAGUAUACGCAAUAAUACAUUGUUAAAAGUCCAUAAAGGCACAAUGAUUUAGGCUGUUCUUUGUUCUCUCUCGAGCAAAUUGGAGAACCAGCUGUCAAGCGUUUAGAGGAGCAGAAGAUUGAUCGUCGCAUUAAUUUCAAGACUCCUCUGUAAAAUUAGCUCUCAGACGGAAGAACACGCCGAGCUAAUCAAGUAGUUCACAUGAGCUGCUUUACUUAUACACAUUGGGCAACAUAAUUCUCAUAGAGAACGCCUGGUAUUAUACACCAAUCGUAUAUCCUCUUGUUAACUGCAUGAAUGACAAUGGAAACAUUUCAGUUCACUAAACUUACUCUUAUAAUACUGUUAAAAAAGCACAGCCAAAAUACUAUUUCGAUCACAUAGACCAUCCAAAUCAACUGUUUGCUUCAAACUCUAAAUUUUCGAGAGACAAAAUUGAAAUAAUUUCAAAAUCUUUCACUUUUUCAGACUAUCAUUCUCCCUCAGUCUGACCAGAAGGUCCUUGCAGAAGUGGUGUGACGUGUUUCUGUUCUUAUCAGAUUGAUGGGCGAGUUUGACUGAAGCAUUUGUCAUGUAAAUGUGAGACGUUUGAUGGACGAUCCUGACCUGACAAACUGCUAUAGGUCCCAAUUGCCAUUGGCGUAAAGUGAGUCACAUGGUCUGUCACUAACGUGAUAUGAGCGUGGUAGGCAGUUUUACAGAUUUGACAUACUACCUAGAGGUUGUAGGGCACAGGGAAGAGCAAUUAAGGUGGACUGACCCGUCUUCAUUAAUUUUGCCAUAACAAUACAGGAUGAACUCUUACUUAGAUUAUACCAUUUGUAACAGGGGGACUAACAUAUUCAAUGCCAAUGCCGGACACCACAAUUUAAACCAUGGAUACAGGUCCUCCUUAUCUUCCAAUUCAUGCUCAACAAGUGAUAGUUUUGUGUCCGAUGGGCGGUUAGUUGGUGGUUCUUCGGUGCACCAGACUUCGAGCCACCCUGUCCACCAGUCCCAGCUACAUCAUAUAGAUCUCCAGUUUGGACCAACGGGAAACUCGGUGUAUGGCUCGCCAACAGGGCCAAACUUGGAUUAUGGACCUCAUCAAUACGCUCUAAUUCAUGAACAAGAACGAGGUUUCAUUCAGUCGCCUGGGAUUCCUGUGUCAGCCAUUGGAACGAACAUGCCCCCCCUGGCCGAAGGGAACAGUGAGCCCCUGGCCGAAGGGAACAGUGAGCCAGGGUCUGCACCAAGCAGCCAGUAUCUGCACUUUUGCAGUGGAGAACAGGGGCAACCAGAAUACUUGGAGAGUAUUUACUCGAGAUUAGUUCCUUUCCAAUAUAGUGAUAAGGAUUCGGAUGAUUUCAAUGCAGAUUUAACUUCAAAAACUUUCGACUGGAUGAAAGUUAAGAGGAAUCCCCCUAAAACAGUUUCAGAGUAUGGAGUCCUCGGUCAACAGAAUGUAAUCCGUACCAACUUCAACACAAAGCAGCUGACAGAGCUCGAGAAGGAGUUCCAUUUCAACAAGUACCUGACCAGGGCCCGGCGAGUGGAAGUUGCCGCUAUUCUCGAGCUCAACGAAACUCAAGUGAAAAUUUGGUUCCAAAACCGCAGGAUGAAGCAGAAAAAGCGUGAGAAAGCAGGAACCGUCUUUCGAAACACAGCAGUACCGGCAAAUGAUUUGGGAGAGAUCACCCCAUCUCCUGAUGUGUCGCCAAGCUCGAAGACCGCAUAAAGAAAUCGUUUUACAAAUAACAUUUGAAUUACCGCACUCAUGGUGCUGCACUUUACUUGUCACAAGUUCAAGGAUACUGCAGGUUUACAGGGUUUAGGUGCACUAAUUUCUGCAAACAAUUUAGUUUCAUGUUUGCACUAUUUACGGGUAUUUUCUACAAAUACAUUUAGAUUAGAUUUAUGUGAGAAGUUAGAAAUAGAAUGUUUGUUUUGAAAAGUCUGUAUUUGUGCUGAUUUGUACAUUUUGUGAGUGAAUGAAAUGUUCCCAUACGGUAGGCUAUAAAGUAUUUAUUGAAUGUGACAAUAAGGAUAUGUUGUAAGAAAAUCUAAAUCUUUGGAAAUAAUUGAAUUCUUCUUCGAUGUUCUUUCUACGCAAAUAGUAUUUUGGAAGUCAACAUUGUUUAACUGUUGUUGAAACUGUUUUAAAUCUGCCUACUCAUGAA